Phymastichus coffea is the source of this 8819-nucleotide messenger RNA. RefSeq names its product atrophin-1-like (gene tay). Lineage: Eukaryota; Metazoa; Arthropoda; Insecta; Hymenoptera; Eulophidae. The transcript is spliced from 19 exons. The record is from RefSeq and is a predicted model, not a curated record. The coding region runs from base 1492 to 5508 and encodes 1338 amino acids.
UCGGUCUGACCAGCGUAGCAGAGAGACAAGGUGUCGUCGAACGGUACAUACAAUAUGCAUCGCGCGUUCGUGUCCGCGUGAGUGUGUACGUGAGAGUACUGUUCUCCCUCUCUGUCCGUGGGUUAUAGUAGCGACCGAGCAGACCUCGUCGCCACCGCCGCCGCUAGCACAGCGGGGUUACACGAUGCGGCAACGUCCGCAAGCAUAGCUUCAAGAGAGCAGGGCGCUAGUCGUUCUGCUGCUCUCGUCGGCUCCGCCGCCGUACAGCGCGUUUUGUGUGCGCCCGUUGAACGCUGCUGCUGCUCAUGUUUCAGUCAGCCAACACGGGAGAGAGACAAGAAGUUCUCGCCGCCGCUGCUGCUGCUGCUGUCGCCGAACGCUAGCCCGUGCGCGACAGACAGAGCGCAAGAUCUCUCUUCGACUCUGCGUCCUCGUCAAAGGCGGCGCCCGUUCAUUCGCUGAGUGAGCGUGAGCCAGAGCAGAGGCAAGCUGCUAUACGGCUCUGCAAAUACACGCGCGUGCGAUACAAGAGAGCCAGCCAAGAGAGCAAAGGAAGCAAAAGUGACCGUGCCUGUGUGUGCGUGCUGUGCUAGUGUGUGCAUACAUACGUGUGUGAACAAGAGAGAGAGAGAGAGAGAGAGAGAGAGAGAGAGAGUAGAGAGUACUACGCAUCCUCUGCGUGUGCGCGCGUCCGCCAUUCCGACAAACAACACACCAAAUCUCGGAAGGCUGCCUUGGCUUUGCUGUCGCUGUCCGCCUCCGCUGUGCCACUGCUUCUUGUGGCACGUCACUUAGGCUUCCUUUUCGUGGGCAACGCCGCUUCGAACACCACGUCUCCAUCACUGCGGACAAAGGAGUUGGAUGCUGGUUCGCCCGGUCGGUCGGCGGCUCAAUUAGUGCGUGUUCAAGUGCGAGAGCGAAGUGUCAGCUGAUUGCUCGGGCUCGUGCCCGAGCGGAUCACCUCUGAGAAGGCCGUCGCGAACAGGCGGCUAGAUAGCAGUGCGCGCGCUGUGACCGCGAGUGUCGGGUGAGCUGGUCUAGUCCCCGAGCUUCGUAAAAAUUGUGUACAACGUCGUGUACAAGAGCAAGAGGCGCGAGGAGGAGGAGGCGGCGUCGACGGCCGCCUGCGGCACGGUGAAUCGCGCGACGACCCUCGGCAGCCUGCACUUCCAGCAGCACCUCGCCGCCAGCCAGCAGCCGCCGGCGAGCAUCGUCGACUACUCCGCGAGCGCGUUCCACGGCGGCGCCAGCACCCCCGGCGGCGGCAACGGGCCCAGCGAUGCCGCGACGGCGACGCCGUCCGCAGCAGCGCUCCUCAGCAGCAGCAGCAGCAGCGCCGCAGCCUCCUCGCAGGCAGCUGCACUGAGGUACUACCCCGCCGCCGCGCCGCCGCCCCCGCAGCCGCUGCCGGGCUCGCCGCCGGGGCCAGCGGCCACCUGCUCGGGCGCCAGCGGCCCCCGCCAGCCCCCGGCCGCCCCCGCGAGCCGCGGCAUGGAGAGCGCGAUGGAGGCGAAGCAGCGCAGCCAGCGCAACCGGCGCCGCGAGAGGGCCCAGCGCAUGCAGCGCGAGCCCAAGCCGCGGCCGGCCAACCCGCACGCCGAGGACAGCGCCGAGGACGACGAGGUCGUGCCGGCCGCCGGCCUCAAGGGCGCCAAGGAGCCGGGCGCCGCGGCCCACGCCGCCGCCGGCCACCAGCGCCCGCCGAGGCCGCCGCGGCCGCCCCGGCCGCGCAAGAAGAGCGCGCUCGCCGCCGCCGCGGCCGCCAACAGCCAGGGCAAGGAGCCCAAGGAGCCCAUCUUCGAGGAGGACAUCAUCGACGGCUUCGCCAUACUCGCCUUCCGCAGCUACGAGGAGCUCGAGAGUGCAAUAAAGCUAGCCGGCAAGAAUAACUUCAAGAAGCUGCACUCGCUGUUGUCGCUGGACGAGAAGCCGAAGCUCGACACGGGACAGAACAACCGGCAUCACAACGACCACCACCACAUCAAAAAUCACUACAAGCACAACAGUUACAACACGCAUAAUUCCGUACUCACGCCGGCGACGCUCAAUCAGGGCCUGGAUGCGGGCACGAGCGACGACAGUGGAAGAGCUUCCGAGCAAUUGCACGGCUCCGGUAUCCCCAGGGAUUGCCAGGACGCCGACAGUUCCAGGGACCAUCUCAGCGAUGCUAGCAGUCAUUGCAGUUCGGGUAAAGGUUAUAUCUGUGAUAGUGAAGGAGAAGACGAUAAGAACUCGGAUGCGGAAUCGAUACUCUCGUCGAGUCCACCACCCCUUGCACGUAAAUACGAGUUGCCAUCUUCUUCACCGCACGUGUUGCCUCCGGCGAACGGGGCGGGCGGCUCGCCACCGGACACCGGCGGACAAAUCUCCAACCCGGCCACCGAUGCCCCGGCCCCCAUUCCUCCGCCUGUGCCUGCGAGCGCCCCCGUACCCACGGCGCCCAGUCCCCCUAGCCCCACCUUACCGCCCCACAUAUCCCAACCACCCAUGACUAGUCCGCUAGCAGCGAAUCCACGUGCAAUAGCGCCACAGCAGCGGCCCGUAUCUCCGGGCCUGCCAGCUGGGCCGCCUCACCCCCAGCAGCUGCAGCCAGGUGGCCUUCAUCCACCGCCGAGCAUACCUUUGGUACAUACCUCGGCGUCGCAACACACGACCACCUCGCCGGCUGUAGCCAGUCUCGGCGUUUCGCCGGCUGCGCCCUCGAAUGGCGCCGCCACCACCACUUACCCAGCGUCACUACCGAUGGCUGCUUAUCCGCAAACUCAGCCGUCCUAUCCGCUCUACACACCUUACGCGCCCAUGAAUCACAGUCCGUACCUGCCGACCGCGGUGCCAUCGCCCUCGCACUCGGCUGCCUCGAGGACCGAUAUCCGAAGCAGUAGAGCAUCACCUUGCACGAACCUAAGCAAGCCAGUGGUGCCGAGCAAUCACACGGGAAGCGUGAGCAGUACAGCGUUGAAUGCGGUAACGACGAGCGGAGUGUCAUCGGUAACGAACACAGUCACUACCGCCAACUCGAUCACGCACAGGGAUAUCGUGGUAAGCAGUCUGGCCGUCAGGAACACUAACAACUCGCCAAGGGGCCACAGUCCGACUAGGGAGCGUGAGAGCUACAGCAGUAACGUGAGUAGUCUCAGUAGGAGCAGCAUAACACCGGUUAGCGUGCCGAACACUUCCUCCCCGGCUAAUUCUAGUCUACCUGCGUAUUCUAAGGCUCCAGGGUGGAUAAGUAGCAAUGCGCCGUCGUCAAUGUCGCCAGCAACGGCAACGUCGGUGCCACGACCAACGCCGCCUCCGGUACCGCUGGGUCUGCACACGUUUGCGCCACCAAUACCACCUUUUGCGGCGCCUUUACCACCACCUGUUUCCAGUGCGAGUCCGCAUACUUCCUUGUCGUCGCUUCCGCCGCCUACGUCUAAUCCUAAUCCAUUCUCUGCGGAAUCGUUGUUUCAAACUAAAUCAAAAAUAGGCGUAAGCCAUGUGCCCGGCCAAACGGAUAUGCUGCGUCGUGAGCUGGACAAUCGGUUUUUAGCCUCGCAAGACAGUAGGAACGUCGCUGCAAACCUCGCUCUACCACCCUACCACAGGACGGAAAUGCACCAUCAUCAGCAUCAGCAUACGCACGUUCAUCAGCACACUACACCGAUUCUGCCGCCGCCUGCAGCAUCGACGCUGUUUCCACCGCCGAUCCAAUUCAAGGACAUUCCAAAGCUGGGUGGAGUGGACUCCCCAUUUUUUCGGGGGAAUCUCAAUCUCGGCAAUUACUCAAGUUUCAAUGCAAGCCUAUUGCAUCCUGGCAUACCUCCGCCUUCUACGCCUUUCGCGCCUCCGACUCAUGUGUCGUCCUAUCCACCAACGGUAACGCAUCACUUCAAAAAACCCGGCAAGUGGAAUACGAUGCACGUACGGAUAGCCUGGGAGAUUUACCAUCAUCAGCAAAAGACGGAAGCGAAAUCUGGAAUGCCCGCAAAGACGGAUCUGCUAAGGCCGCCGGUUCAUUUGUUUGGCACAGCCGGACCAGCAGGUCUCGGUUUAUCCGGACCGCCUUUAGCUCCUCCGUUCUCUACGGCGUUAUCGUCGCAUCCUCCUGGAGCUCCAGUGUCACACACAGUUGGGUUCCUAUCGACACCUGCUUCACAUUUAGCUCCAGGAAUGUCGCCCUUUGGUAGAUAUCCACCAACUUUCGCAACUGCAAAUCCGAAUUUUCCUCCUAUGGCUGGUUUUCCUCCAACCAGAGAAAUGCCUCCAGGUCUAGCAGGAAUGAGCGCAGUCCACGAUCCUUGGAGAGGAUUACAGCGACCCCCGACAGCGUAUCCACCGACGUCGACAGCCUGGGGCUUGAAGCCGGAGCCACCACCUAUCGACACAAGGCGAGCAGAGCUCGAGGAGCGUGAACGUGAGCGCGAACGGGAACGCGAGCGAGAAAGGGAACGCGAGCGGGAACGUGAACGUGAGCGUGAAAAAGAACGUGAACGCGAGAGAGAACGCGAACGUGAGCGUGAACGAGAACGAAUAAGAAGGGAGCGAGAACGUGAAAAGGAAGAGAAACGAAAACAGCAAGAAGCUGAAAGAGAGCGCGAACGUCGAGAGAAGGAACGAAGGGAACAUGAGAGGCGCGAGCUUGAACGAGAAAGGAUGAUACAGCUACAACAACAACAACAACAACAACAACAACAACAACAACAACAACAACAACAGCAACAACAAAGUCGGCAACACAUGGUUGUGGGCAGAGAAAGGUCGCCGCUUAGAAAUGGAGGCAAUCCAAUGGAUCCUACGCCUAUGGUCAGGGUAAAAGAAGAGCCAAGAAGUAAAGACGACGACGUCGUUAUGCUCUCGAGGGCACCUCCACCUGGUUCACAGCCUCCGCCUAAUGCGUUAUCAGAUCCUAGAGAGAAAUUCGAUGCUCUACGCAACGAUCGUGCUUUGGAGCAACAAAACAAAAUGUUAGAUACAGAAAAGUGGAUAAGGUACCACGCGCAUCCACACGCUUACCUAGCGAGCCGGCAUCCGGCACACGCAGCACCUCCGCCGCCUUCGAUGACCCGAGCGAUGGCCGGCCUACCGCCUCUCACGCAUCCAAUGCAGCACUUUGCUCCACCACCGCAUACGACUCCAGGACAAAUGCCACCGACGGGUCCUUCGAUGUGGCCAUCGCCGGAUCCAUUCCGCGAUCCGUAUAGGUUCGACCCAUUGGUCGCCUCAUCGAUACGCUAUAAUAAUCUGAUGGCCGCCGCUGCCUACGACGAGGAGCGAGCAAAACUCUAUGCCUCGGGUUACGCAGUGCCACAGCCACCGCCCGCUGCAGUCAGCUCGUUGAGAGCUAAAGACCCAAGUCCUGGACCGUUGAGCAAUCUCCACAUACAUCACAGGGCGGGUCCGGGUCCGGGUGGACCGCCACCGCCUCCCAGUGCUGCUACUGGACAGCCGCAAGUCAGGCAACUUGAGAGCAUGGUGCACAACGCCGUGGACCUGCACAAAAAGGAUGACUCUGCGCAGUCGCGAUGAUUGCGAGCGCACACCUGUACAUAGACCACUAGCACGUAUGCGAACGUAUUUAUAAAAAUAAACGUCGCGUCUCGCUGCUCGCGACAAGUGAUUAGCUACUACGUGUUACGGACGAGGCUCUUGGUUCCAUGCUCGUUGUACCGAAUCAGUCGCAUUCGACGUUAUUUGCAUUCUCUUUCCUUCACGAGUUGCUGUUGAUUAUACCAGAUCCACUAACGAGGUACCGUCGCUUUUUCGUUUUAGUGCAUCGUUGGUUUUUAAAGAUGGCUAUUUAUCUGAGAUUAGUGAUAUUUUUUUUCCAAACUUCAAUGAUACUGCAUUUUAUUUUACUAUCAGGUGCAGCAUGUUAAGAAUACAAAUUAAUUUUUAACGAAUGAUCGUCUGUUGACUUGGUUUUAAACUAAAGAGCCGACAAAGAAUGUUAUGUUUUUUAUUGUAGUAGAAAAAGUAUAUAUAUUUUUUUUUGAAAGCAGACUUCAUGGCUACGUGAUAAUUUUGAUUUCAUGCCUAAUUAAUUUUUUAUUAUUGAUUGCUAUUGUAUCACAAGGCUGUUCGAAACAAACUGAAUGAAAUGCUUUGGACUGACAUUAAAAUGGAAGCUCUUUUUCACACACAAUUAACUUUAAGACAAACUUUGACAAUUUGACUAAAAUAUUUAAGACAAAUAUUUGAUAAUGUUUAUGUUCUUUGUGAUUUAUGCUAAUUUGCCAUGAAAUUUUCCUUUAUUUGAAUAAAUUUUAUUCCUCCGAGCCUUAUAAUCUUACGUUUAAAAUGUAUUUAUCUCAAAGCAAUAAAUAGGUAAUAUUUAUAUCUAUUUAUAACAAAAAAGUGAUACGUUAGCUUUACUUUCAGUUGUAAAAAGUAAAAAAAAAGCUAAAUAAUAAUAAAAAUUUAGUGUUAAAAAUAAACUUUUCUUUUUUUUGUGUUGAUUAAUUUACCUUUUGUUCAAGACUAAACAAUCGAAUGCGACUCGCUCGAUACAACUAUUUAAUUUUGUUUUUAUACAGAAUUGGCAAUUGAUUCAAUAAUCAACGAAUUGAUAACUCAUUUUGUUAUAAAUAAUCGAUUUAAAGGCAAUCGUUGACUCGUUGCUGCUUGUGAUUCUUAGGACGUUUUCGUCACUGAUUUCGAAUUCAAUUGAUUAGAAAAAUUUUAUCAAGUUCGAAAUGACGGCAAUCUAACUAUGAAUGAUAUUUCUUGUCUUUCGAAAUCAAUGAUCGAAUAAUAGGAGUUCGUGCUUUUGACUUUUGAUGAGUCGUCUCUCGUAAAACAAAGCCAAUUCCGAAACGCUACAAUCGUAGGAGCGAACAUACAAAUGAAUAUAAAAAAGGAAUGAAAAUGUAGAAAAAAAGACUCGAAUAUUUUAAAUGUAUGACGUGAAAGAGUGAUGAAUCAAGUGUACUCGGAGUGAUUGUAUGGUUUUUAGAAAAAUUAUUAGAUUAGUAUGUAAGGAAAAAAGUGCAACAUGAUGCUCCGCGCAAGAUACUUUGUCUGUCUAUAGCGAUUAUAAACAUUAUUAGUAAACGAUGAUAACUAAUUGCGUAAAGUUAUAAAUAUCGUGUGUAAUAUUAAUUAAUUACAACUAGAGGUGAAAAAACACAAGCGAUGGAUAGGAGGAAACAAGAAUGUAGGAUGUAACAUUGACAGGUGCAACAAAGAAAAGACAUUUUCGUAAUCGAGAGAAAACGCGUACUUUAGCUAAAAAACAAGGAGUGAAUAGGAUUUAAUUGAUAGAACGGAAAAUGAAUUUAGAUGAAAACGUCACUAGCUGCAUGAGAAAUAGAUCGCGUGAAUGAGCGAAAGAAAUGACGCGGGUCUGAAAAUGACGAUAAAUCGUGCGUGAAUGGUGUUACGUGGAAAAUACGGAAAUGUGACGAAUUAUUUAAUUAUUUAUUUAUUAUCAAGUGUUAAAUGAGAUUUAUCGAAUCUCGAUUGUCUUCGUUGAUGCGUCUGGAAAGAAACGUGUGACUGAGUGAGAGAUUGAUGAGGCUCGACUGUAGGUAGCUGUUAUUUCAUCGAUGUUGAUGUAAAUUGUAAUAGAAGAAUUUUAUGUUCCAAAGCGAAUAUCGUCGAAACCAAUAUGAUUAUUUAGUUGUACGAAAGGUGAUUAAAGGUCAGAAACGAGCAAUCAAUUUUGAAAAAGACAGUUUUGAGCAACUUCCUGUGAUAUAUUUGGAGCGAAAUUAAUUUCUAGUAAAUUCGAAAUACUGAUGCUCUUACUUAUGCUCAAGUUGAAGCGGAUAGAAUCUAGCAACAGCUGCUAAAUAAUAUACCAAGUAAACAUUUUCAGUAUCUUGGAUAAUCUGUAAAGCUAACUUAUAUCAAACAUGAAUCUUCUGAAGAAGAAUAUUGUAUUUUGUGUACAAAUUAUAAAUAUCUAAAAUGCAUAAUCGUGAUCUUGAUGGCUUUUAGAAAAUAGUUUGAGAUAGCAUUUACUAUGUAAAUAAAUCAAGCUAUGUUUAGAGAAAAGAUAUUUAAAUCUACGCAACAACUCUAAUAAAUUAUAUCAAUCAUAGCCAUGUGUGGUUUUACUCUUCUAAACUAUAUAUGUGACUGUAUAUAUCUCUAUGUAAUCAAAUGAGUGUACGGAUACUAAUUCCUAAUUAAUGAAUAACAUGAAAUUGUACGUAAAGAAAUUAUUUUUUAAACUUUUAGACACAAUGAUUUUGAUAAACUUUCGGUUUCGUGUGAAAUAUUUCAAAAUGAAUUCUAAAACGCAGAAUAUCCAAGAUACUAUCAUUGCAUUUUGCCAAUGAGAUUCCACCCGCGAUCCUUUCAAUUAUGCUUUUGUGCGACUAUAUAAUAUAUGAGGAAUUUGAAGUAAGAAAUUCGUUAACCACCAUUGAUUGAACAUAAGCAAAAUUCAGUUUUCUCUGCAUCGCAGAGCAUUGGCUAAAUAAUGGAUAUUUAAGAUAAAAAUGAAAUUGUAAAGUUUGAACCGGCGAGCGGUCGGUGUAUGCAGCUGUUCACAUUAUUUUUUUCACAACGAUUUACGAACCAAACACAAUGUGCGUCAUUCGAGGAACUGUAGAUAUUUUUCAUUAAUGCAGCUAAAAACUGAUGAUUGUGAAGGAUAGGAGGGAGGGGCAGAGAUCAAUUGCGAUGCAAGGCAAUGAUUCUGUUGUUGUAGAUAAGCCGAGACGAUGCGUAGAGAACAUUUUGUGUGAAUAGGUUUUUUCUAAAAACUGGCGGUUCUUUGUAAAAGGAUCGAAUAAUCAUAGUUUCUAUCAAAGUAGCAGCUCAAUGUCUUUUGUAUCAUACCUUUCCUCCGAUGUUUUCUAUGACUAUUAUGUUUUUUGUAAAUAAUGAAG